This is a messenger RNA of Stylonychia lemnae, 345 nucleotides long. The record is from the annotation of a GenBank genome assembly. Lineage: Eukaryota; Ciliophora; Spirotrichea; Sporadotrichida; Oxytrichidae.
AUGGAGUUGGAUGUUAUCCAACUAGUAAAGACUCUGAGGAAAUUCAAGCUGCUUUCAUAAUCAUUGUUAAAUCAGCAACAUAGAAUGCUUUUGAGAUUUUAAAGACAAAAUUUACUUGAGACAAGUUCUGAUUCUUCAGACUCUGAUGACAAUAAUUUAGAUACUUUAAGGUUAAUGGAACAUUCAAAUCCAAUGGUAAGGUUGGUUACUUAUGGGAAGCUAAAGAAGAUGAUGUAGUCAUUUGAAGGUAGAAAACUCUAAUAAUUAGAAAGAUAAAAUAAAGAACUAAAAUGCAAAGAUGUCUUUGCUUUAAAGACUGCAGUGUUAAUUUCCAAAGGAGCCUGA